Molecule: messenger RNA, 2050 nt
Organism: Chroicocephalus ridibundus (black-headed gull)
Lineage: Eukaryota; Metazoa; Chordata; Aves; Charadriiformes; Laridae
Product: T-cell surface glycoprotein CD3 epsilon chain
Exons: 7
Coding region: 1-645 (214 amino acids)
Biological process (GO): cell surface receptor signaling pathway; positive thymic T cell selection
Cellular component (GO): alpha-beta T cell receptor complex; external side of plasma membrane; membrane
Molecular function (GO): transmembrane signaling receptor activity
Source: RefSeq, a predicted model, not a curated record
AUGGGCUUAUUUUACUAUACGUGUUCCGUGUCUUUCUUGGCUGCUUGCAGGUUUCACUGGAAACGCCAGCCUCGCCAGUCUGAUGUGGUAGAGGAGAGCAAGAGGAGGAGGAAGACAAGGAUGAGGUUGGAGCGGUCCUUGCCUCUGCUGGGACUCCUGCUGUGCGUGGUUGGCACCGCAGCUCAGCAGGAAUUCCUGGUGGAGAUUUCUGGAACCACGGUGACAAUCACGUGUCCCUUGACUGAAGGCAGCAUAACCUGGAACCCAGCUAGGGCAACAGCAACCGACGAUGAGAGGAAGUACGUUAUAGAGAAUCAUGACAGCACUCCUGCCAACGUGAGUUGUUCGUCAGGUGAUAACACGUAUCACAUCUACCUGAAUGCCAGAGUGUGCACAAACUGUGAGGAGCUGGACGCCUUGGCAGUGACAGGGAUCAUCACUGCGGAUCUUCUCAUCACCUUCGGGGUGCUGAUUCUGGUCUAUUACUUCAGCAAAGACAGGAAGGGGAGAGCGAGUCCUAGUGCUGGCAGUCGGCCUCGAGGUCAGAAGGUGCAGCGUCCUCCCCCUGUUCCAAACCCGGACUACGAGCCCAUCCGGAAAGGCCAGCGGGAAGUGUAUGCAGGCCUGGAAUCCAGGGGCUUCUGAAAUUCCCAUGGAUGACAGGCUGGAAAGCAGCAGCAGAGGGCUAAGCGCUUCUGCCCGUCUCGGCACCGGUUCUGCUGGGGCUCAGGCGUUUUGGGGUAAGCCAGGCGGCUACACAGGACAGGCACCCUGCUGCCAUCCGCUGUCCCACCCUGAUGUGUUACUUCACCCUUCGAUUUGACAUUAGGGAAAAGAAACAAAUGAGUGCAUUGUCAAGAGAAGUUUUCCUUCUCAUUAAAGGACUGCAGCCUCACCCAUGGCUCCUGGCCUCCUUUUCCCUCACACUUCUCUCUCUGCUCCAGUUGCCUGCCUAUUUAAGUGCCUCCCAUUUAAUUUCCACCCUGACUGCCUCCACUUUCUCCCCGUGCCUCCCUGGGUAGGUAGUGGGCAAAGAGUGGGUCCUUCUCAGAGUGACUGGCCUCUAAGCUUGUCCUGCUGUCACGUUAAUAGCCUAUCUUGAUUUUGCUGCCCAGCAUUGUAAUGAAAAGAACUGAGGCAGACAGCGUAUUAAAAGCAAAAUGGUACAUUUUCAUAAAAAAGCCACUCCUUUGAAUUAAAAUGUUUCAGUCAAAAAAAACAGUUUUCUUUAAAAAGAAAGAAGCCCUUCUACCAGCGCAUGCAGACUGACCUGCCCAUCCUCCAGCCCUUUUUCUGUAGGAAAUGAGUGGGGCUCUGUACCACUUUGCAUCCACCGACCAUCACGUUUCAGACCUUCGGCAGAACACUUUCAGAGCGACACAUGAGGAUUUGGCACCUUCCCAAUCCAUCUGAAAGUCUCCUAUUAGGAAAUUUAAGCGCUUAGGUUAAAUCUUUGUUGCUAUUAAAUAGUGGGGCUCUUAGGUAUUUCAGCUAAGAUUUGAACCCCCACUUAGUAAUGAGUGCAGUCUGACUGAGACAGCACAACGGGGAUUUUCAUGUUUCCCAGAGUGGAACCGAGACCCUUUGGCUCAGGCCUGGGAAUAGCACUCUGCUCUGAAACAGCUUCUUCACUGCAAUUGAAAUGAAUGCUCUGGGGCCACAGUGAUAAAGACCAGGACCUACAAAAUCCAAGAGAGCAUCAAACCCUUUUGCUAGCUGUCCUCCUCAUUCCAGAGGCUUCAUGGAAUCCUUUUUUACUGAUAUUCUAUAGUGCAGUCUAGGAUAAACACAUUUAUUUGAGUGUGUUGUACCCUAAGGGGUGUACAUUUGCUGGCAGAGUGCCAUUUUCCAGAACCAUUGCUCUUAGAGAUUCUUGUGAUUUGUCCUUUGCUGCUGCCCUUUCUCUCCCCAUUUCAGCUCUGUAACUUGAGUUCUGCCUGGGUUCUGUUAGAAAGAUGGCGGGCUUCUUUCCUGUUGGUAAAGAUCCAUUUUAACUUCUGUACAUACAUUUAAGAACUGUAAUAUAUUAAUAAAACGCAGACAGCACCAC